UUUUAAUUUGCGAAAGGAAAGUGUUUUAUUUUCAUUAUAAUUUAAAGCUUGAAUAUUAGUGCAGAAUAGAAAAAGAUGUUUUAUAAUUUUUCUUGUUUAAAAAUACAACUCCGGUUAAUUAAUCUUAAAGCUUUAUUGCUGAACUAUGGGUUUGUGUAGUGUUUUUAACCAUCGUAUUUAAAAUAAAUAAUCAUGACCACUCAAGAAGUAGACGAAGAACAUCCGCAGAUUAUUUUAAAACAAGAAGAUGAAGAAAUAUCAGAAAAAUCGGUACAAGAGAUGAAGCCACCAUUGGACACGAAAGUGCCGAAAAGCAGUAAAUUAACAAAAAAAUUGGGUUCAAAAAAUCCUCUCACCUGUAAAAUCUGCCAGAAAACAUUCAAAACCAGCCAGCCUUUGAGAAUUCAUAUAAGACAAAUGUACUUUAACCUUAAAGCCAAAACAUUGCUAUGCGAUAUGAAGAAAGUCCAACAAGUCUGGGUAGAGAAAGUAUUAAACUCCAAUGAACUAAUAGAGAUAAGAAAAACAGGUCCAAACUCAUUACUAAUGAAGAAAACUAAACAAAAUGCAAUUGUCGAAUCUAAUGAAGACAUCAAAGAAAUAGAUCUAUCUUAUUUAUAUCCAACUAAUAAUAAAUAUCAAUUUAAGGAAUGUAAUAUUUGUGAAGUUAAGAUAUCAAGAAAAAAAUAUAAAAAGCAUAUUGCGUCACAUAUGUUUUAAAUGACCCCCAACUAUCCCCCAAGACUCCAUUGGGGUCCUUGUACCACUGGGGGUAUAUGGUGGGAAAAUUAAGGGUUCACAAGUUAAAAGACGAAUUAAACAAAAAAGAAGUGAAUGUAGAAAGUUUGUGAUUAUUUGGAAAAUCUCUAUUUUAAAUGAUUACUUGUCUAAAUGUGGUGUUUAUACAAUUUAACUGUUAGAUUAUGAAUCUCAACCUGUUUGUAAUAUUGUAAUAUAGUCAUAGAUUUAUAACCUAAUGACAGGUAUUAUAGAGGACAAAAUGGACACGAAAAAAUAUCUCCGGAUGCUCUUUGUUGUAAUUUACAAUACUAAAAUAGCUCUUAAUUAGAUGUCAAACAUUAAUCUUUAUUGUCAACACCGGGAAAAAGGGGCAGCUGCCAAUGCCCUUAGUUCCAGACUGUGGGUUGUCAAACAAAAAACACUUAUAUGUAUUUUCAUACCUGUCAUUUUCAUUUAAAAUGCAGAGUUAAUAAUCUAUUUUAAUACAAGAAUUUCGGCUCUGGAAAGCCACAGAGACAUACAAAUAUAAGGCUGUGUAUUCUAUAAUAUUUUAGUACUAGGAAAUAUCUUCACUUUGGUCUAAAUAUUACUGGGUUUUACUAAAUGGACUGGAAAAUAAAACGUAAUGUUUUAGUAUUAGUUAAGAAUAAUUAUGUCAAAUAUUAUGAUGAAUUAUGUUCCUCUGUAUAUAAUUUAGUAUUUUAAAUGUAUUUAUUUUUUAUUAUUUCGAUUUGUGCAUUUAAUAAAAUGACUUUGCCGCCUAAC
Papilio xuthus (Asian swallowtail) is the source of this 1506-nucleotide messenger RNA. RefSeq lists its product as uncharacterized. Bases 193 to 720 code for a protein of 175 amino acids. Lineage: Eukaryota; Metazoa; Arthropoda; Insecta; Lepidoptera; Papilionidae. The transcript is spliced from 2 exons. The record is from RefSeq and is a predicted model, not a curated record.